Molecule: messenger RNA, 1500 nt
Organism: Sporothrix brasiliensis 5110
Lineage: Eukaryota; Fungi; Ascomycota; Sordariomycetes; Ophiostomatales; Ophiostomataceae
Product: hydroxyacid-oxoacid transhydrogenase
Exons: 3
Coding region: 1-1500 (499 amino acids)
Cellular component (GO): mitochondrion
Molecular function (GO): alcohol dehydrogenase (NAD+) activity; metal ion binding
Source: RefSeq, a predicted model, not a curated record
AUGGGCGCCAUACGGGUUACACCAAAUGCCACCACACGGGCCGUGAGCCUGCUGCGGACCAUCCAGUACACCCACCCGCCGUCGUGCCCGUGUCACGCCAACCCCGACCACCAUCACCACCACAAACACCAGGGCCCGACGCCGUAUGCACGCAGGGCCGCGCGCGGCUAUGCCACGCCCCAGCAGCAGCCGGCCACGCCGCUCAAGGAGUAUGCCUUUGAGAUGGCUGCGUCGGCCAUCCGGUUCGGCAACGGCGUCACCCGCGAGAUCGGCAUGGACCUCAAGAACAUGGGCGCCAAGAACGUCGCCGUGGUCACGGACGGCACCGUCAACAAGCUGCGCGCCAUGGAGCAGGUCCGCGCGGCGCUGGGCGAGGAGAACAUCAACUACGCCGUCUUCAACCGCACGCGGGUCGAGCCAAAGGACAAUUCCAUCCUGGACGCCAUCGCGUGGGCCAAACCAAUCAACCCCGACGUCUUUGUCGCCGUUGGCGGCGGGUCCGUCAUGGACACCGCGAAGCUCAUGAACCUCUACACCUGCUACCCAGACGCCGACUUCCUCGACUUUGUCAACGCGCCACUGGGCAAGGGCCGCCCCGUCGACAAGCCCCUGCGUCCGCUGAUUGCCGUGCCCACAACCGCCGGCACGGGAAGCGAGACCACGGGCACGGCCAUUUUUGACUUGGUUUCGCGGCGUGCCAAGACGGGCAUUGCCCACCGCAACCUCAAGCCCACGCUCGGCAUCUGCGACCCCCUCAACACGGCCACGAUGCCCGCGGCCGUCAAGGCGAGCUCCGGCCUCGACGUCCUGUGCCACUCCCUCGAGUCCUGGACCGCCAUCCCCUACAGCGAGCGCGUCCCCCGCCCCGCCAACCCCAUCCUGCGCCCGGCCUACCAGGGCGCCAACCCCAUCAGCGACAUCUUCUCCUUCAACGCCCUCAAGAGCACCGUCAAGUACCUGCCGCGCAGCGUGCACGACCCGGAGGACGAGGAGGCGCAGUACCAGAUGCUGCUCGCUGCGACGCUCGCCGGUGUCGGUUUCGGCAACGCCGGCGUCCACCUGUGCCACGGCAUGUCCUACCCCAUCUCGGGCCAGAACCCCGCGGGCUACCGCCAGCAGGGCUACGAGGUCGACACGCCGCUCAUCCCCCACGGCGUGUCUGUCGCCGUGUCGGCCCCCGCCGUCUUCCGGUUCACCGCGCCCUCCAACCCGGACCGCCAUCUGCAGGCCGCCGAGGCCUUUGGCGUCGACAUCACCAGCGCCAAGCGCGAGAGCGCCGGCGAGCUGCUGGGCGAGGCCAUCUCCACGUUUUUGGAUACGCUGGGCGACCAGCCGCGCGGGCUCAGAGACCUGGGCUUUGGCCGCGAGCACAUUGAGGAGCUGGUCGAGGGCACCAUCCCGCAGGCGCGUGUUUUGAUGCUGGCGCCCGGCCUGGCGACGGAGCUGGAGCGCGAAAAGGACCAGCUGCGGAUGCUGUUUGAGGAUGCCCUGUCACGUUAA